Molecule: messenger RNA, 1908 nt
Organism: Cladophialophora immunda
Lineage: Eukaryota; Fungi; Ascomycota; Eurotiomycetes; Chaetothyriales; Herpotrichiellaceae
Exons: 2
Coding region: 60-1361 (433 amino acids)
Biological process (GO): base-excision repair, AP site formation; base-excision repair; nucleotide-excision repair
Cellular component (GO): nucleus
Molecular function (GO): DNA-(apurinic or apyrimidinic site) endonuclease activity; DNA binding; oxidized pyrimidine nucleobase lesion DNA N-glycosylase activity
Source: RefSeq, a predicted model, not a curated record
GGCCUUUGGACUUGCGAUCGUCCAGGGGCCAUGCGAGAUCUGCAGAGGGGCUGUGCAAGAUGCGGACAUCCAAGCUCUCGCAGGAAACCACCCGUAUCUUCAACGCCUUGUCCCCGAACGCUCGCGCCGGCCGAACGACGAGGAGCUCGAAACGACUGGCGUCUUUUGCGCUGGGUUACGAUCCCGACGUGGAGGUGAAAGAAGAAGGUGAAACAUCGGUGGAUGAGGCGGGCGCGGACGUCGCUCCAAGCGCAGAUAUUGAGGACAUCCUAAGCUCGUCAUCGCGCUCGAGCAGAAAAAGAAAGUUAGGUUCAGACUUGCCGUUCACUUCGACUGUUGUUUCAACCACAACCACCGAAUGGACCUCGCCGCGCAGAAUCAAGAAGGAGGAGGACGAGGAGGAAGAGGAGAAGAAAGAAUCAUCGCCCAAUGGGCGUGCGAGAUCAAAACCAAAAAUACCGGCACGGAGGACAACGUCGCCAUCAGGGACAGUGCGAAUACAUCCCCCUUCCAACUGGGUUGAGGUGUACGAUACAAUCAAUGCCAUGCGGCAAAGGAAUCCAACUGCUCCAGUGGACACCAUGGGUUGUGAAGAGCUCUUUUGGCCCGCCGCUCCGCCACGGGAGAAACGCUACCACAUCUUGACAAGUCUAAUGCUAUCCUCUCAGACAAAAGAUACGGUGACGGCAGUCGCGAUGCAACGCCUACACACAGAAUUGGUUCCUCAGUCUCCCACUCCAAAGGACGAAGUACAACAGUCAACCCUCACAGUCGACAAUAUUAUCGCCUGUGACCCAAAGCAUCUUGACAGUCUGAUCGGCAAAGUCGGCUUCCACAACAACAAAACAAAAUAUAUCAAGCAAGUCGCGACCAUCCUUAAACAGGAAUACAACUCCGACAUCCCCAACACGAUAGAAGGUUUGAUUCGGCUACCGGGAGUGGGUCCGAAGAUGGCGUACCUCUGUAUGUCUGCGGCAUGGGGGAUAGAUGAAGGGAUCGGCGUAGAUGUCCACGUCCACCGCAUCACAAACCUCUGGGGCUGGCACAAAACGAAAACUCCGGAAGAGACGAGGGCGUGGUUGGAAGGCUGGCUCCCUCGGGACAAAUGGCAUGAGAUCAACAGGAUGCUUGUGGGUUUAGGGCAGACGGUGUGUCUGCCUGUUGGGCGGCGGUGUGGCGAGUGCGACCUUGCCGGGACUGGCUUGUGCAAGGCAGAGAUACGGGGUUGGAAGGCUACGGAGAGGCGAGUGAAGAAGGAGAAAGUGGAAGUAGACACCGAGGAGGGCAUCGAGGUCUUGAAGACGAAGACAGAGGACAGUCAGAGGGUGGAAAUCAAAGAAAUGGUCGAGGGAUCAUUAUGAAGCUUAUCGAAAUGGUAAGAUUUUCCCUCCCUCUCCCAAAGACUGAAAAGGCCGGCUCUCCCCAUGAUUCGACUACAUCAUCAAUGCAGUAUGCCACCAUCCUGAGUCCUAGUAUUAUGUCUAUGAGACCAUAAACUCCGUAUCUACCAACAAGGAAUGGUGACAGUGUGAGAUAUGUGGUGUUCUCGGAAGCAGCCCCAUAAUCACUCAUGCUUGAUAAGCUGGCGGAGGCUCAAACGGCUCAACAGCCUUGCCGACAACAUAUGCCUGAGCGGGAAAUUUGAUCUGGGUGUUGGAAAGCCUUUGGGCAUCCCAGCCUGAAGGUCGAUGAGAUCGAAGGCGGUCUCUCGUUGGUCGAUUGUCCGCGGUGCGAACAGCAUGCUGGCUUCGACGCAGGCGGUCAAGUCUUUCCUGCCGUUUCCUUGGUGUGUUGAGCAGACAGAGACAGCCUGUCACGGAGAUGAAGAGGACGACGAUAAUACAAAUGCUGGUAAUGCCGGUGGUGCUGAGAUUGAAGCCAGCGUCGUUGCUGGAGAAGUCGCGUUUG